AUGAUGGACAGCCGGAUACUGGAUCCACCUCAUGCCCAGUUCGGAGGCGCUCUCGGCGGGAUGGUGAGCUUCCCCUACCAUCUCGGCCACCACCAUGUUUACGAACUAGCCGGUCAUCAACUUCAGUCUGCAGCCGCUGUUCCUUUCUCAAUAGACGGAUUACUAAACGGUUCCUGCACAGCUUCGGUGGUUAAUUCGAACCCUCUUUUGUCUGGCUGCGGUAUGAAUGGAGAUAACCAACAGUACAAACUGACAGAUUCGGGAGAUCCAGACAAGGAUAGCCCUGGUUGUAAAAGGAGACGAACUCGGACCAAUUUUACAGGCUGGCAGCUGGAGGAAUUAGAGAAGGCGUUUAAUGAAAGUCACUACCCAGACGUGUUCAUGAGGGAGGCUCUGGCCCUACGCCUGGACUUGAUAGAGUCGAGAGUGCAGGUAUGGUUCCAAAACCGCCGAGCUAAAUGGAGGAAAAAGGAAAACACCAAAAAGGGUCCUGGACGGCCAGCUCACAACUCUCACCCGACCACCUGCAGUGGCGAACCCAUGGACCCGGAGGAGAUUGCGCGCAGAGAACUGGAACGGAUGGAGAAGAAGAAGCGGAAGCAGGAGAAGCGGCUGCUGAGGUCACAGAACAAACUCUUGGCAGGGGAAUUAUUUCACACGCCGGGAUCUGACAGUGACAGUGGCGUGUCACACGCAACGGACAGCGAACAGAGCAGUCUGCAUGAACUGGGACGAAACCAAACGCCAGUCAGCUGCGACCAAACCCCACAGAACCUCCAGAACCAAAGAAACCCAAGUCAGGACGCCAGUGGAUCUGAGCUGGACUCUUCCGAUAGCAGUCAGCAGUCAAACAUGGGUUCCAACGGCAGGGCCUCUUCCACCAUCCAGAAACUGAACCCUUUUAGCGUGGAGAGCCUACUGUCGGACUCCAGGCCGCGGCGCAAACCCGCCGUGGAUUUCCCAGCUUUACAGUCCCCCCGACCUUUGAUAGGCAAGGGACACUUUCUCCUCUACCCCAUUACACAGCCCCUUGGUUUCAUUGUUCCACAAACAUCUCUGAAGCCAUCAGCAUCAAGCAUUGACUCUGACAACGUCAUUCAAAGGGGACCACAGAGUGAAAGCCUCACAACGAAUUUGGGACAUAAGAACAGCAAUGAUUCCGAACACGCGAGCACCAACGCGACACAAAUCAAAGGACAAGUAAACCACUCGGUUAGAAACACGAGUUCGCCUAACUGCUCGACACACAUUCCCUUUAAUAGCAAUCUGUCGGUGGGAGGUUGCAGCGAAAGAAACCUCCAAGAGAAGGAAUCAGACCAUGUCAGACCAAUAUCCCCACAUCACGAGAAGUCUUUAGCAGACUAUCCAGACACAGCUGAAUCGACGUCAACCAACCAUUCCGCCGACACAAACAAAGACUCGGUUGAUGUUGAUAUGGGAUAAUAUUAGGACCAUUAGUCGCCGCGUUAUUGAGGUGAAAAUAAAAAAACAACUUCAGAAGCGUUACCGAAGAAAAAAAGACAUAUCAAAUCAUUUCAUUUUUUUUCGCUGACAUGUUUAAGCUCUGAUUACGGGGUAUCUGUGUGAAUAUUUUGUGUACAUGUGUGAUGGGCUAUCAAAUGUUUAUUGAAAAAACUAGAGGCAGACCCCUUGUGUAAACAAACUGUACAAAGAACAAGACAACAGAAAUCCUCAGACGUUGUAUAAAGUAUUGAAAUAUUUAUAUAUGUAAGUUUUUCAUAAAUA
Engraulis encrasicolus (European anchovy) is the source of this 1746-nucleotide messenger RNA. It is a transcript of the gene uncx, whose product is annotated as UNC homeobox. Gene Ontology annotation, molecular function: sequence-specific double-stranded DNA binding; DNA-binding transcription factor activity, RNA polymerase II-specific. The transcript is spliced from 3 exons. The coding region runs from base 1 to 1443 and encodes 480 amino acids. The record is from RefSeq and is a predicted model, not a curated record. Gene Ontology annotation, biological process: regulation of DNA-templated transcription. NCBI's taxonomy places the organism in Eukaryota, Metazoa, Chordata, Actinopteri, Clupeiformes, Engraulidae.